This is a messenger RNA of Etheostoma spectabile (orangethroat darter), 4939 nucleotides long. It is a transcript of the gene sacm1la, whose product is annotated as SAC1 like phosphatidylinositide phosphatase a. The transcript is spliced from 20 exons. The coding region runs from base 229 to 1989 and encodes 586 amino acids. Lineage: Eukaryota; Metazoa; Chordata; Actinopteri; Perciformes; Percidae. Gene Ontology annotation, biological process: phosphatidylinositol dephosphorylation. Gene Ontology annotation, cellular component: endoplasmic reticulum. The record is from RefSeq and is a predicted model, not a curated record. Gene Ontology annotation, molecular function: phosphatidylinositol-4-phosphate phosphatase activity.
AGAAAAAACAGAAAGCGUCCUUUUUUAAAUUAUUGUACCACAUUGCAGUGGUUGAACAAUUCAACUGGCAUCCACCGUCUCCCUUUACAUGGAUGCCAGGUUCUCGUGGGUUAAAAGAGAAAGCCGUAUUUUAAGCACUACGCCCUCUUCGGGUCUACAACUUGUAUCUGGCAACACACACAGAACCCUCACUGCUGUCGUCACUGAGGUCAGGUAGACGGAGCGAAGAUGGCGACUGCCUACGAGAGAUACAAUUUGCACACAACCCCAGAGAAGUUCUUCAUCGAGGCCUGCGAUGAGGGGGCUGAUGCUGUGCUGGCCAUCGACAGGGUUUCGAAUGAGAUGACCCUCACAGGUAAAAAAGAUGUCCCUCCGUCGGCGGUCACCAGGCCCAUAUGUGGCAUCAUGGGAACCAUUCGCCUGGUAGCAGGUAUGUACCUGAUCGUCAUCACCAGGAAGAGGAACGUGGGCAGCCUGCUGGGCCACGCUGUGUGGAAGGCUGUGGAUUUUGACGUGAUCUCCUAUAAGAAGACAGUGCUGCAUCUCUCAGAGAUUCAGUCUCAGGAGAAUAAGACUUUCCUGUCCAUGAUUAACAAUGUGCUGACCACAGACGGCUUCUACUUCUGCACUGACUACGACCUGACACACACUCUGCAGCGGUUGGCAAACACCAGCCCGGACUUCCAAGAGAUGAGUCUGCUGGAGAGGGCAGAUCAGAGGUUUGUGUGGAAUGGGAACCUCCUGAGAGAACUGGCUGCACAGCCAGAGCUUCAUAAGUUUGCACUUCCUGUUGUCCAUGGAUUCAUCGUCAUGAAGCCAUGUCGUAUAAACGGAAAGAUCUUUGAGUGGAUCCUCAUAUCCAGGAGAAGCUGCUUCCGGGCCGGCGUCAGAUAUUACCUACGAGGCAUCGACUCAGAAGGCCAUGCUGCUAACUUUGUGGAGACUGAGCAGAUAGUUUUGUAUGAGGGAGCAAAGGCUUCAUUUAUACAGACCCGAGGCUCCAUGCCCUUUUACUGGAGUCAGAGGCCCAACCUCAAAUACAAACCUAAACCUGUAAUCAGCAAAACCACCAAUCACAUGGAUGGUUUCCAGAGGCAUUUUGACUCUCAGCUCCUCAUCUAUGGAAAGCAAACUAUUCUGAACCUGGUGAACCAGAAGGGAUCAGAGAAACCUCUAGAACAGGCUUUUGCCAAGAUGGUGUCUGGCAUGAACAACGGUAUGCUCAAUUACAUAGCCUUCGACUUCCACAAAGAGUGCAGCGCCAUGAGAUGGGACCGUCUCCAGAUCUUAGUGGAUGAUGUCGCUGAGACACAAGAGGAAUACGGUUACUUCAUGGUGAACUCGGACGGGAAGACCGUGGCCCAGCAGAGAGGAGUCUUCCGCAGUAACUGCAUGGACUGCCUGGACAGGACCAACGUCAUCCAGAGCCUGCUGGCCCGGCGCUCCUUACAGUCUCAGCUUCAGAGGAUGGGGGUUCUGAAUGUGGGUCAGCGAAUUGAAGAGCAGGCUGAAUUUGAAAAGAUCUACAAGAACGCAUGGGCUGACAAUGCCAAUGCAUGCGCUGUACAGUACGCAGGAACCGGAGCCUUGAAAACCGACUUCACAAGGACGGGGAAGAGGACCAGGUGGGGGCUGCUGAUGGAUGGCUGGAACUCAAUGAUCCGCUACUACAAAAAUAACUUCUCUGAUGGAUUCAGACAGGACUCCAUUGACCUGUUUCUGGGUAACUUUGCUGUCGAUGAGUCUGAUGGACCCACUCCUCUUCGUGUGCAGAAGGACUGGAAGUUCCUCACGCUGCCCAUUAUUAUGCUGGUGGCAUUUUCCAUGUGCAUCGUGUGUCUUCUGAUGGCUGGUGACACCUGGACAGAGACCCUGGCUUACGUGGCGUUCUGGGGGGCUGCUAGUGCCAUCACUGCCACCAUCAUCCUGUUUAACGGCCAAGACUUUGUGGACGCCCCCAAACUGGUUCACAAGGAGAAGCUGGACUGAGAGUGUGUGUGUGCGUGCGUGUGUGUGUGCGCGCGCGUGUGUGUGUGUGUGUUUUCUGGGCCCAGCAGGUUUGUAUACCUGGUGAUCUUCAGCGUCUUCGUCCCUCGGUCUGGACUCAGACCGAUCUGCUGCCUCCAUACUGCCCUGCAGACUUUCUCACUCAAAACCAUUCUGUUUCUGCCAUUUGUCUGAAACGUAUUUUACCUUCUUCAGUUGUAUUGCACACACUCCUUCACAUGCUUUACAUUUAUUUCCCUACAUUCCUCAUACUGUCUCUUUUGGUUGGUUUGUUGGUGUUAGGUAGUCAGUUCUACAGAGGGUCUGUGAUGGCACUUUAGUUCACUGUUGUAGCAUUCUACCACUACGGCUCAUUUUCUCAUUCAUUUACCCUCCUUACAUUUUAAAUUUGUUAACAAGCUUUUUUUCUAUUUAGCUUUGUGGCACACUUAUUAGACCCUGGCUUAUUAGACCUCUGGCGGGUUCAGGUUUGGUGGAGCUAUGAUAGAAAUGACGCAAUGUCACAAAACCAACAGAAGAAUGAAAGCGAUGUCAAGUGCAGUUUGAACAUGUACAAAGUCCUGAGAAGACGUCUUUUUUUAUUUUUUAUUUUACCACUUGUGGGCAGCACAACAAGCUGAAAAACACAGUAAAGUUGAUACGGUGAACACCUUGGAAAACAUUUAUGUGUUGAUUGGGUGUUGGACAGAUAGUGAACAGCAGGUUAUUAGAGCUUUGUGCAUACAAAUAUGGAUUAGUGAAGAUUUAAAGGUAUUUAAUGUAAUUAUAUUCAUCCCAAACAGAUUAUCCAUUAAUGUCAGUUUACCCGAACCAGUCACUCAAAGAUGUGGCUCCUGUGUAUGUAACUGAUGCAUAGAGUGCUGUUUAUGGUGUGUACAUGUUGAGUUUUGAAUGUAACAAGCCUUAAUAUUUGGCUAAUCAGUAACUGGAAUGAAUAAUAUGUCUUCCUGUUAUGCUAACGCGUGCGUGCGUGCGUGCGUGCGUGUGUGUGUGUGUGUGCCUGCGCGCGCACGCAUCUUCGGAUUGUUUUGACAAAUUGACCAGUUCAGAGCUUUACAUGCAGGAUGAAGAAUGAGGUGUUGUCUUCCUACAUCUCUAGUUAGCUACCUACCUACAUCCAUGAAACAUGUCGACAAAUGUGGCUGAUCUAAGGAGCCGCCUUACAGACGGUGUAUGGUGGACAUAGUGCUUCCAUAGUUUACCAUGCACUUGUUCAUUAUGUUUCAGUCUAGUUCACUUUCCGGUUUCCUCACUAAGGUUUGGGGUCUGUGUUGCGCCGGUCUACAGGAGAAUAGUCCAAAUGCAGCCUUCCAUAUCUGCCCCACACUGCAGAGCACACACCCGUUUGAACCUUUCAUCAAUUAUAUUCAAAGACCGGAUUGGGCUUUGAAACCUUCCAUUGAUGUUGAUUUAAAAUGUACUAUAAUUUUAGGCAAUUGGUGACCAUGCAUUGUUGUUCUGUAUAUGAUUUAACAUGCGAUCUGUGUGGUGUUGUGAUCACAUGUUUAAGAUCCUUCCUGCAAACAUUAUCUCAUGUAUCACAUUUUUAAACUAUUGUUGACCCAUAUGCUCUGAUCAUGUUAGCCAUUCAAAUAUGUCGUCUAAUCUUUAUCUGAACUGUGUAACUUUCUGUCAGCUCUGCAUACCUACGAAGUCCCAAAGUCCCGGAAAGCUAUUUUUUAAAUCCUUAACAAGAAAAUAACUUGUGUGAAUAAGAGGUUAACUUGUGCAACAAAAAGAUAUCUUUUACAUGUACAAGAUGGCCCCUUAUUAAACCCAAGAUAACUUGUUCAUAAUAAUUGCUUAUGUGAACAGGACAACGUGUGGGAAUAAACAUAAACAUGCACAAAAUAUAUUGAUCUCUUAAUUACACAAGAUAACGUGCGUGAUUAAAACAUCUUUUGUGACUUCAGGUAUUUUCUGUAUUUUCUGCUGUAUUUGAAGGUCUUUAUCUGCAAAUGGAGCUGUGGACUCAGUUGUUGUGGAGUUGCUAGUAAGCUACAGUAACAACAAGAAUAAACAUUCGCCCUAAUGUGUGCAGUGUAGGUGAAAUCUUUCUCCCCAUCCCUGUACAUUUUAAAACGAGUUAAUUUGCAUUUCCAGAUGUAAUGCGGGAUCAUGUGUGGGUGGAAAGGAUGGGUUUAUCUGAAAGCACCUUAUUUGAUUUUUGUUUGGACAUUGUACCCAUAACAUCCUGACAGUAAGAAAACAGAAAAAGAUGCGAGUGUUUGUGUCCAUCAUGUGCUGCGGGGUCAAGCAGCCCGAAGGUUCCACGGUGUAGUGUAGUGUUUUUGGAUGUGAUCAUUAUAUCUCUACUGUGGUUUUUGUACAUGUUUUGCUUGUAAACAUAAUAAUGGGGCCAAUGACAUGUUACUGUGACAUAAAAACCUUCUCAACUGGUGUGUGAUGGGAUGUGCGUGGUAUACCAUGACUUACUAACUUUACCAUACAACAACACAUUUGGUUCCAGGGUUUUAGCUUCCUGUCAGUUCAUUCUUUGUUUAAGGAAACAAUAUAAAAUAAAUAUUCACCCUUAUAUGAUGAAAUGCUUUCAACAUCUGUUUGCAAAUUGUACUUUGGAUCAUUAAGAAAUUGGGUCAAAGUGGAUGGCACACAGAGUUUGUUUUCCAGGUUUAUGGUUUGCGUUACACAUUUGCAAAUGAUGUUCCAACCCUAUACAGUGCAGCUGAUGUUGGUGUUUUUAUGUCUGAAGGUUGCCCCUUUAGUGUCAUGUAUCAGGAAAUUUGGGAUUGUAUAGCUAUAAAUGUAUCACUUUUUUUAAGCUAUAAGCAACCAUCAACGGGUCUUAUGUUAGGAAGCCAGAAGCAUUAUGUUAGAACAUGUGAAUGGUCUUGUGUCUUCAGUGCUCUCCUUUAACAGCCAGAUGUCAUCCAGUGGUUUCUGUAACUGUCAAUAAACUCCAGUGAACGCA